This is a messenger RNA of Linum trigynum, 3252 nucleotides long. The record is from the annotation of a GenBank genome assembly. NCBI's taxonomy places the organism in Eukaryota, Viridiplantae, Streptophyta, Magnoliopsida, Malpighiales, Linaceae.
CUACAUGGAUGUUAGUAUUGAUAUGGGUAGGAAAUUUUUCUGUACUUUUGUUCAUGCACCCUCUACAGCUGUUAGUAGAAGGGAAUUUUGGGAGCAAUUGAGCUCUCUGCGGAGUAGUAGGGAUGAUAACUGGGUGGUUGUAGGGGAUUUUAAUGCUGCAAUCUAUGAAAAUGAGAAGGAAGGGAGAUGCCCUCUUAGAUACGAGAAUGUGGAACCUUUUAAGAGGUUCAUAUUCCAGAAUGCUCUUAUUGACCUGGGUUACAAAGGGGAGCCCUUCACUUGGACCAACAAGAGAACGGGCCAAAACUUGACGAGAGUGAGACUGGAUCGUGUGCUAUGCUCGACGUCAUGGCGUGCCCAAUUUGGCGAAGCAGUGGUCUUCCAUGAGAAAAUGGUGGAGUCUGAUCACUGCCCGAUCAUACUGGAACUCCAUUAUCGGGGAAACAGGAGGAAGAAGACACCCUUUAGGAUUGAUGAAAGAUGGCUUGAGAAAGAAGAAUGCAAGGAGAUUAUUGCCCGCACAUGGGACCCUGGAGGCCAAUCAACGGAACAACUGAACAAAUGUGAAAGAGAUCUCAAGGAAUGGGCAAAAGACUUCCACAAGAACAGUAUACAGAGGGAGCAAGAAAUUCUUUCUAGACUCGAAAUCCUUCAACAGCCGCCAAGAACAGUGGAGAAUGUGGAAGAGGAGAGAAUGCUUACUAUGGAACUGACGAACAUUUGGAGGGAUGAAGAAGCAUUCUGGAGCCAAUGCUCGAGAGUUAACUGGCUCCAAAAAGGUGAUCAGAACACUUCCUUCUUUCAUUCUAGCACUAUAUAUAGAAAGCAUAGAAACAAAAUCCUGAAACUCAAAGACGGAGAAGGAAAUUGGAUUGAAGAUGAGAAUAGUCUCAAAAGACUAGCUGAAGAGUUUUACAUGGAUCUGUUUAAGGCUAGGAGUCCGAUCCCUUUUAACCAUCUGUUGGAAGGCUUCCCUGAAAAAGUAACUAGGGAGAUGAAUGAGGAUCUCUGUACUGAGGUGACUGAUGGAGAAAUUAGGAAAGCGGUUUUCUCACUGGGAGCUCGAAAAGCUCCUGGACCUGAUGGUUUCUCGGGAAGAUUUUAUAGGAGAUACUGGGAAAUCCUAGGAGAAACAGUGUGCCGAGAAGUUAGGGGAUUUUUCGAGAUGACUAAUAUGCCAGCUGGAUGGAAUGAAACUCAUAUCGCAAUGAUCCCCAAGGUUGAUAACCCUGAACUGAUAAGCCAAUUCCGUCCUAUUAGCUGCUGUAAUUUUAGAUAUAAAAUCAUAUCUAAGAUUAUGGCAACGCGCCUUAAGAAAUGGACUCCUGAAUUGGUAUCUGAGCUCCAAACAGCUUUCACCGGGGGUAGACUUAUUCAAGAUAAUAUCAUCAUAGUCCACGAGGCCCUGCAUCAUUUCAAAAACCAUAAAUUGGGUAGGAGGAGAGAUAUGAUGUUGAAAUUGGAUAUGAAGAAGGCUUAUGAUAUGGUGGAUUGGGACUGUCUGGAGGCUCUUCUCAAGAAGUAUGGGUUUGACAGUAAGUGGUGUGGGUGGGUCAGUUCAUGCAUUAGAACAGUUAGCUUCUCUAUUCUGUUCAAUGGGGAAGCAACGGACUCUUUCAAGCCUUCCCGAGGAAUUCGGCAGGGAGACCCACUCUCACCAUUCUUAUUCAUCCUCAUGUCAAAUGCCCUCACCUUCUUGAUUGAUAAGGCUGUGGCGAACGAUAGUCUAAAGGGGAUUAAGCUGAAUGCUCGAUGCCCAGUGCUCACCCACUGCCUGUUUGCUGACGAUACAGUCAUUUUCGGCAAGGCAGAUUACCAGGAAGCGCAGAAAAUUAUCGAUCUCAUUGGGGAGUAUGGAGCUAUUACUGGUCAAGAGGUUAAUAUUAACAAAUCGUCAGUGUUCUUCAGUGCCAAUGUCCCCAGCGAUGUGAAAGACCAGAUCAUUGUGAGCAUUGGCUUCGCUUCCUCGAACUGCCAUUCUAAGUAUCUGGGGGUCCCGACGGAAUGGGGAAACUCAAAGAAAGAAACUUUUAACUUCCUCAUUCAGAGAAUGGAAAAGAUGGGGGAGGCUUGGAAAAGUCUCCUACUCUCUCAUGGGGGAAAAGAGAUCCUACUGAAAGCAGUCAUUCAAGCUAUUCCAUCGUAUAUCAUGUGUCUGUUCUAUCUCCCAAAGGGUCUCACAAAGAGAAUGGACUCUCUUCUAAGUAACUUCUUUUGGUCAGGGUCGAUGCAGAAGAAUAGUCUCCAUUGGUGUAGGAAGGAAAUUCUCUGUCUGCCCAAGCAUGAGGGAGGUUUGGGCUUUAGGAGUUUCAAUGAUUUUAACCUUGCCCUACUUGCUAAGCAGGCCUGGCGCCUCCUCACGACCCUUGAGGCACUGUGGAGUCGUCUCCUGAAAGGCUUGUACUUCCCUAGAGGUGAUUUUCUUAAUGCAAAAAAGGGGAGCAAAGCUUCAUGGAUAUGGGCUAGUCUUUGGGAGGCAAAAAAGGUGAUUGGUUUGGGAGCAGUCCGAGUGAUUGGAUCAGGUAAUGACACGUGGGUCGAUAGGGACCCUUGGAUCCCCACUUUGGACAAUUAUGCGCUCAGGACGGGCCCGCAGAAUCAUCAAAAGGUCAACGAGUGGAUUGAUCCUGGAGAAAGAAAGUGGCAAUCAGAUGUAAUCCAGGGGCAUGUGUCCAACUCAGAGCUCGAAGCUAUCCUCAGGAUUCCAAUCGGGGAGGAUGGAGCUGAGGACUAUUGGGCAUGGAACUAAAAUGAAGAGGGAAAGUUUACUGUUAAAUCUGCGUACCAUAAGAUCCACAGAGCCAACACCAAUAUGCAACCAAGCGGGAACACGGAAAAAUGGAAGUGGAUUUGGAGCCUUCACAUCCCCCCGAAGUUGAAAUUCUUUGUUUGGAGAUGCUCCAAGAAUGGGUUAGCAACGAAAGAGAGACUGCACCAGAGGAAGUGUGCUCCCAAUUCUUCUUGUCAGGUGUGCCUGAACCCAGUCGAAUCCAUCAACCACUGCUUGUUCCAAUGCCCCCAUGCCAAGGAGGCAUGGAAUGCCCUGUUUCCGUCUCUCCCUUUACCCCCUCAAGGAACCGUGUUCUUUGACUGGUUCUGCUCCCUUAAAGAUGUUGUUCAGCACAGCUCCUUGAUCCAUAUUGUUUUCCUUUGUUGGAACAUCUGGAAGGCGAGAAACGAAUGCGCCUUCAAGAGUAGAAUUCCGUGGCCUCCGAAGGUGUGCCAACUUACGUAUAAAGAGCUUACUGAAUG